Molecule: messenger RNA, 990 nt
Organism: Penicillium coprophilum
Lineage: Eukaryota; Fungi; Ascomycota; Eurotiomycetes; Eurotiales; Aspergillaceae
Product: acyltransferase family protein
Exons: 1
Coding region: 1-990 (329 amino acids)
Biological process (GO): polysaccharide biosynthetic process
Cellular component (GO): membrane
Molecular function (GO): acyltransferase activity, transferring groups other than amino-acyl groups
Source: RefSeq, a predicted model, not a curated record
AUGCUUCAAUGGGAAGCUGGGGAUGAUUGGUUAGGCGGGCUCAAGCCCUUGACAGCACCAUGGAGCCAUAUCCAAUACGUGCUAUCAAGAACAGUGCAUCUGUUGGAUAUCAGCAACCAUCAAGUCGAUAUCAAUUUUGAUCACAACCGACCGGAUAUGAAAACCAUAAAUUACCAACUGUGGACAAUGCCAAUUGAGUUCCGAGGCUCGUGUGCUGUCUACUUGUUACUCCUGACAUUUUCAUUUUGGAGACCCCAGCCUCGGUACCUGGCGUUAGCAGGUGUGGCACUAUAUUGGUUUUACAUGGGACAUUGGGACCUCUUUUCUUUCGUUGCUGGAAUUCUUCUUGCGGAGAGACAUGCCGCAUCCGAAUCCGAACAAGACGGAGAGAUUGCACUAUCAUACUCGUCACCACCUCUCGAGAUCCAAAAGCCCGAUGCCAAAUCUUGGAACAGAUUGAUAGAGAGUGUAUAUCUUCAACAGCUUCGAACAUCAGCCUCUUUCAUUCUAGGGAUGUACUUCCUUUGCAUGUGCGGUGCUGACCGAUUAGCAUGGGAGUACCGAUGGCUGGUCGUGACUCGAUCUCCCGAGUGGGAUAAUGCUGAGAUGAUGCCCCGGUGCUGGAGGAGCGUUGGUGCGGUUCUGACGAUAUAUGCGAUCAGCAAAUCAGCGCUGCUCCAACGACCGCUUAAUUCACGGCCACUGCGAUACUUGGGUAAAAUCUCAUUCCCGCUCUAUCUGGUCCACCCGACAGUCUACCUUGUUCUCAAAAAGCCGGUUCGAGACUUUCUAUGGUGGGCAUUUACAAGAACGCCUUAUCCUGGUACCAUUGAGGCAAGCAAGUAUGCUCUACCAUUUUUCAUCGCUUGGAUGGGAACCAUGCUCUUAUUGGGUAUUGUCAUGGUGAUGGCAUCUGAACUCUGGAAUCGCUUCGUUGACAUGAAGUGCAUAGGGCUUGCAAGAAGAUUCGACAAAUGGGUUUCAUGUUAG